CUGACUAAUAUCAUAUAUUCACAAGAAUUUUCACUUUUUUGUUCUGUAUUUCGUCGCCCCCAGUUUGUGGUGCUAUUAUACAAAAAUGGGUAAAAUUCAAUGCUUUCUAUUUCUAAUAUUAUUCACAGGGAAUAUUUUGGGCUCUAAGAUUGUGCAAUUCAAGUUAUCAGCAAAUGAAUCAAUCGUUAAGCAAAUUGAUUUUGAUAAGGACUUUGGAAAUGACACAUCAUCAUAUGCUUCUUCUUCAUACGUCCUAUCGGUUCAAACUUCAUCUCCACUCAACAUUUAUCUCUCCGGAAGUCCUGAAUGCCAGCGAAUUCUACUGGCAGAAAACUCGGGAAGUAUUGAAAUGGAAAUUCCAGAUGAUAUAUGGAUUAAUGCAAACAACUGCAAUAAAACCAGCAAGGGAAAAGUUUACCUGCAUAUGGAAAGUAUCGAGAAGGAAGCAAUUGGAAACUUAAAGUUGAAUAGGGCUUCCCGAAAGGCUUUCAAAGCUAGAAUUACUGAUAACGGAGGAUUCAACGAUCCGAAUCACUUUUUGGUGUCAGAGCACAAUCCCUAUAUUCGGAGCAUCAAACUACAAAGUCUACAGGAUAAUGUCAAAAUUAGUUUGACAUCUGAAAACGCUGAAAACGCAUUGGAGGUUUACAUAACAUUUUGCCCAGAAAACAAAGGAAUACUCUACACGACUUCCUACGCCCCAAAUUUUGAAAUUACGUUGAAAAGUCCCCGAAUGGAAAUGUAUUACGAUGCCUACUCCUGUGAUUCUUCCGUGGCGUUUUAUAGCAACUCAACACAACCAACAUCUCCUUUGAUCAUAAGACUUGAAUCUCAGUUUUCCAUCAACGGAUCCAUGAUAGUACUUAUCAACGGAGCAGAGCCGUCGUUAGAAAGCCACGUAGCAUUUUAUGAGACUGGAACAUUUACGGUUGAACAGGGUGAAAUGAGGAUGAUCGAGCUGAAAUAUCAAUCAACUAUGGAAAAUAUUCACGCUUUUUUGGAUGUUGUAACCGGAGCCAUCGAUAUUCAUCUGUCACCUUGUAAAAGUCAAGAAACAGACAUUUUCUACUCUAACCUUGCCGCAGGAUCUCAUAGAAUUGAUAUCGAUCUGAAAACUAUGAUGGAUAAUACAACAUGCUCCCUUGUGGAAAUAGAUCCAACUACCGUUUACAUGUUCAUCAAAUCAUCCACUACAACCACAUUUACUCUCUGGAUUCCUGGAGAAAUUGCCACGUGGUAUGUUGCAAUUACCAUCGGAUUGGUGCUUCUGCUUCUCGUGGUUUGCAUGAUUCUCAUAAUUCAUUUUGGAAGAAGAAAGACCGGAAAACUUACUAUCAACUAUUUCAAGUAAAAACUUAAUAAACUACUUAUAACUUGGUUAAACGGAUACAAAUUUAUUAUCAUAAUUUCUCUGCAAUCGCUCUUCAUUUUAGUAUUUUUUUCCACAUUUAAAGCAGCUCUCAUAAUCAAUAUGGUUAAAAAGUCUCGAGAUCUAAGUUAUAACUCGAGUGAUAAUAACACGGCCUCCUAGGAUUUGAAUAUUUAAAAAUUUUUUCACUGUUUCUGCGUCUCUUUUUUACCAACACUAUCUCGUUUUCUUUUGUGAAUUAAAUAAAUAAUUUGUGUGAAGUAGAGAAA
Caenorhabditis elegans is the source of this 1638-nucleotide messenger RNA. RefSeq names its product Cadherin domain-containing protein (gene F36H12.17). NCBI's taxonomy places the organism in Eukaryota, Metazoa, Nematoda, Chromadorea, Rhabditida, Rhabditidae. The transcript is spliced from 10 exons. The coding region runs from base 86 to 1351 and encodes 421 amino acids. The record is from RefSeq and is marked reviewed.